AUGCCCCCGAGGCGCACGAAGUCUUUAGAUAUGGAGCUGGAGCAGCCGCACACGCCCAAAGAGCACAGAUGCGCACAUCUGGUGUCGAAUGCUGAACGGGCAGAUUGCGGACAGAAAGACAAUAAAAAUAUUGGCACCGAUCGCACAAGUACAACUCUACAAUCUAGCGUGGAGGCCACAGAAUGUACUUCCGAAGACGUCAAUCGUCUCUUUCUAAGUGCGGCACUACAUUGCAAUAUGGAGGAGGUACACAAGCAGCUUCAGAGGGGAGCGGAUCCAAAUUGCAAGGACAGAGAUGGGCGACCUGCACUACACAUUGCAAUAUAUUCAGGGGAUCUUGGUAUUAUUCAAGGGCUAUUGGAACUCGAGUCUAUCGAUUUCAACUGUCAGGACAUCGAGGGUUGCACUCCACUGCACGCCGCAGCAUCUGGGGAUUUUAUUCCUCCGGAGUAUACGUAUGUACUGGGAAUACUGCUUGACAGAGGGGCCGAUGUCAACUGUAAGGACAAUAAUGGACGCACCCCACUUCACGAUGCAGCACAUACAGGGGAUGUUCAUGCCAUCGAUCUCCUGCUUAACAGAGGGCCAAUAUCAACUGUAAGGACAAUAAAGGACACACCCCACUUCACAGUGCGGCACAUAGAGGGUCUGGUUUUACCAUUAGGACACUACUUAGGGGAUGUUAGUUUCAUCGAGCCCCUACUUAAGAGAGGGGCCGAUGUCAACUGUAAGGACAAUAAUGGAUGCACUCCACUGCACGCCGCAGCUUUGGCCGGGAAUGUAUUUUCUGUUAUCGAGUUACUACUUGACAACGGAGCUAAAAUGUCAUGUAAGGACAGCAAUGGAUGCACUCCACUUCACGCUAUGGCAAAAUACUUACAAACCUCAACCGGGAACCCGGGGAAAGUCAGCACUGAAAGUUCUGUUGAAGAGUGUCUGCGGGUGAUUGAUGAGGUUAUGGGGGCCCUAUCACCAGGUCACCCUGCUAUCGCGAUGGGUCUCAAGGCAGGGAGUAGUGGUCUGAGCGGCGAUGUGUCCUUGGAUCAAGAGGUAGAAUGCAGUUCUAUGUCGAGUACUACACUAUCCGACGAAGAGUCUCCGAAGGCCAAAACACGCAAUAAUACCAUAUCAAAUGCGCCUUUAACCGACGAUCUUAGAAGAGAAAUUUCAUUAUCUAGCAAAAGUUGCACAACUUUUGACCUGAGCCACGGGGAUGAGAGCGGAAGCACUAGUGAGAAUGAUUGCGAGGACAUCGAUGACGACGCGAAUGAAGUUGAGGACGCGAAUGAAGAUGACGAGGGCGGAAAUGUUGAUAAUAGUGACUACAAUAUAGAAAUAUCGCACAACUUAAAAGGCACUGGGACUUAUCGAUACCACGGGGGUAGUACAUCUGACACGAAAAGGAAAGGGAAGCAUAUCCCUACAAAACGAAGACGGUUUCAAAGCCUUGGGGAUCGGUCGAAUGACCAAGAAGAUGAUGAAUCUUCUGACCAACCUUCUAAAAGACCAAAAGGGUCGAAGGCUCAAGGAAGCUCGCCCAGCCAGUCUAAGAGACCAUUCGCUUGCCCUUAUUUCAAAAAGGAUCCAGUCAAAUAUUCCGACUAUACCCAGGAGCAUUGCAAGUCACGGCACCUGAAGCUAUGGUGUCACCGGUGCAAGGAAUUUCAAGCAGAUACUCAGGAUGAAAUGAAUAUACAUUUACGACACGAUGAUUGUCAGAUGAAUGAAGAAUCUCCUGGGUCUGCCUACUCGAGAAAUGACAGCAACUCGCAAAUCAGAGAUGAGCUAGACCUUCCAAGGACUUGCACUUGGGAAAGGGUCUUCAAGGUUUUGUUUCAUCGAAACACACCAGAUCCAUAUUGGGAGCAAACCGCAGCCAACGCCGUUCAGGCUUGUGAUAGCGAACUAUCUACCAAAAUUCGAGGAUGUGUUGUUAUUCCUUCCGGUAGACAACCGGAGUAUCAAUUUGGACUGGCAAAAAGCCUUAAAGACUGUCUAGGGGUGGAUGAAGAUGAUGUGAAGAAAGUUAUGAUUGCAUUCAAUGUGGACUGGGCAGCAAAAAAUUGCAACCAAGUGCAGUUUUCUAAUAUGGAUGGCUCUGGGUCUGGCUCUCAUGAUAUUGACGACGUCACUGCGGCCGACGUUUCGUCAGAAACCCAAUCGUCCAUCACUCCAGAGCAAAUUCCUAAUAACGAUCAGUCACAACCUACCGCUGUCACUGCCGACCAACACAACCAGUCUACUGCUUUUUUGAAUGGAUUAGAUUCUUCCAUUCCACAAGCCGAUCAGGGGGAGAAUCCCUCUUUUAUACCCCUAUGUGGCAGCUAUCUAGGACCUGGCGCCGCCACCACUACGGUACAAGGUUACGUUGGUUACAUUCUUCCAAAUGCACCGGAUCCUUCCAUGUUGCUAGAGGUGCCAGACGAAGAGUGGUUCAUUUUUGACGAUCCCAAUUUCUCACCUACACUCGACGAUCCGGGCUCCACCACGUAUAAUCAACAGCGAAAUAUCCCUUCAUAA
This is a messenger RNA of Morchella sextelata, 2520 nucleotides long. RefSeq lists its product as uncharacterized. The coding region runs from base 1 to 2520 and encodes 839 amino acids. The transcript is spliced from 6 exons. The record is from RefSeq and is a predicted model, not a curated record. Lineage: Eukaryota; Fungi; Ascomycota; Pezizomycetes; Pezizales; Morchellaceae. Gene Ontology annotation, molecular function: protein binding.